UCUACUGGUUACCUCGUGUUUAACGUCACAUUGCAAUGAAUUGUGGGUAAUUCCCUUGGGCAACGUCUGCCUCUAAUGCUGAUUUACUUAAUUCUAACCCUAACCCACCGAAAGGCAACACAAACUAUUACAGUCUGCAUUGGACGUUUUAUUUCCGUAAUCUUGACUUUCAGGUAACUAUGACUACUUGUUUAACCCAUUCAAACGCGAUUAAACUGCUGGCUAACCUUACGAUACGGUUAAAUACGCUUAAUAGUGGGGUUAUAUACAUGUCUAGAGUUAUGUCUGCAAAUCUCAGCGAAGGAGAGGCGAUAUGCCUCUCGGCACCUACUGCCUGUCAAGCAUUACUCAGGGCACACAAUCCUUGUACACCAGGAAGCGGAUGUUGUUGACGUUUUUAUCGCUACGGCAUCCGUUUUUUUUUUAAGGCAGGCUAGCUUGGCGAAACAACAGUUUACAGGUAGAUUUGACCACUCUAUAACCUAACGGACAGAAAAGAUCGCUCUGUCAGGUCUGCUGCCCAACAAUGGACGCGGGUUUUGUUGACUUUCUUGUGUUAUUGGUCCGUCUGUUUGUUCUCGCCCGCUAAGCUAGUUAGCCAAGCUGGCUAACUGGCUUAAUAAACCCCGACAAGUGUUGGGCUGCUUGUUUUGAGUGGCUGACGAAAGACAAAUGUCUAGAGGAGAAAAUAAUUAACUCACAUCUAAUAAGGUUUUACAGUCGACACAUGAGAGAGAUAACGGAAGGUAGUAUGAACAGGAGUUUUCAAGAGCUGUUGGUUUGAUUUAUGGUUUAUUUGGCUGCAGAUUGUGUGGAGUAAGUGAACGAUUUGUGGAUUGGGAUUGUAAACAGAAAUAAGACUUGGAUUGUUAUUUCGGUGUUUGUUGCUUGGGUUUACAGUGAGUCGUAACUGUGUCGUGAUAACGGAAAAGGCGAGACGUUUCUUUGAUCGCUGCUGCGUGAAGACUACAUCUAUAAAAUACCUUUUAAUGUUAUUUACAUCAUUAGAUCGCAGGAUUCAUUUGAUUUGUGCGGGUUUGCUCUGUGGCAGACUCACAUAUAACGUUAUCAUUUUGCUUGUCAACGUGUCACACCUGCGUACAGUAUGUCCGGGUCACCGUUUGGAAAAAUAAACAGGUGUGACUUACCAACUGUGCACUACAGCUAGUGCCCGGUCCGUCUCUAUCAGUUACACGUCGAUAUCUGUUUACUUGAUAUAACAACAUUCCUAGGAAUCUUUUCAUUUGAUUGCAGUUUUGCACUGUAAGUGCACACAUGAAGGCGCACAUUGUACAUAGUCGGUCAUUAACUUGUAGUCUUGUUUUUGGCGUUUGCUGAGAAACAGAUCAGCAACAAACUAGCAUGAUUACAUGAAGCUUUCUGUACAUAUUAAUGAUUAAAUGGUACAUCUUAGGCCAAGCCAAACAAAGUGCUUUAACAUGAUCCCAGAUGUAUAACAUUAAUGGGGUGGUGUAGGUUUGUGUUUCUUAGGAGUUUUUGUUAGUUAGAGCUAUUUGGUUAGGGCAGUGGUAAUGACUAGCUAUUUGCUCUGGGACUGACCAAGAGGCGAGCCAAACUGUAGUUUUAUGUAUAUUGCUACGAUCUCGCCCACUACCACAAUGCCGGCUGUACUGUUUUCGUUGAUGCUGCUUGGAGCACUAUGCAGCCUGGGACAGGCCAUGUCGCGGGAGGAGAGGCACAGGUUGAGGAACCAAGUGGUCGAGAUGUUUGACCAUGCAUAUCAGAAUUAUAUGGACCAUGCAUACCCAGCAGAUGAGCUGAUGCCACUAACAUGCAGAGGAAGAGUUCGUGGGCUUGAACCCAGCCGUGGUGACGUGGACGAUGCGCUGGGAAAGUUCUCUUUGACCCUCAUAGACACACUGGACACUCUGGUGCUUUUGAACAAGACGACAGAGUUUGAGGCUGCAGUGAGAAGAGUGCUGUCAGAUGUGAGGCUGGACAACGACAUCGUGGUAUCGGUCUUCGAAACCAACAUACGAGUCCUUGGAGGUCUGUUGGGAGGGCACUCCAUGGCUGUGAUGCUGAAGGAGGGAGGUCAGCACAUGCAGUGGUACCAGGAUGAGCUCCUGCAUAUGGCCAAAGACCUGGGCUUCCGACUGCUGCCAGCCUUCAACACCAGCAGUGGCCUUCCUUAUCCCAGGGUGAACUUGAAGUUUGGUGUCAGGGGUCCUGAGACGAGAACAGGCACAGAAACGGACACCUGCACUGCGUGUGCGGGAACCAUCAUCCUGGAGUUUGCUGCCUUAAGUCGCUUCACUGGAGAGCCCGUGUUUGAGGCCCAUGCCCGGAGAGCUCUGGACUUUCUGUGGGAGAAGAGACAGAGAAACAGCAAUCUGGUGGGAACCACCAUCAACAUCCACUCUGGAGAGUGGGUCCGCAGGGACAGCGGAGUGGGAGCGGGAAUUGACUCGUACUAUGAAUACCUGCUAAAGGCUUACAUCCUCUUGGGAGAUGACGUGUUUCUGCAGCGGUUCAAUAUUCACUAUGCAUCUAUAAUGAAGUACAUAAGCCAGCCUCCGCUGCUGCUGGACGUCCACAUCCACAAACCUCUGCUUCCCGCUCGCACCUGGAUGGACUCUCUGCUGGCCUUCUUCCCUGGACUGCAGGUGUUGAAGGGAGACAUCCGUCCUGCCAUCGAGACUCAUGAGAUGUUGUAUCAAGUUACAAAGAAACACAACUUCCUCCCAGAGGCCUUCACCACUGAUUUCAGGGUACACUGGGCCCAACAUCCCCUGAGGCCAGAGUUUGCAGAGAGCACCUAUUUCCUUUACAAGGCCACAGGAGACCCGUAUUACCUGGAGGCCGGUCGCACCAUCCUGGACAACCUCAACCGCUUUGCUCGUGUUCCCUGCGGCUUCGCUGCAAUGAAGGACGUACGCACUGGGAGCCACGAGGACAGAAUGGACUCCUUCUUCCUCGCUGAGAUGUUCAAAUACCUGUUCCUGCUGUUUGCCGAUGCGGAAGACUUACCGUUUGACGUGGAGGACUACGUCUUCACAACCGAGGCACACCUGCUGCCUCUGUCCCUCUCCACGGGCCCUCACUCGUCGUCCAUUCCCUCAAACAGAACGUCCAAGGAGGAGCUGGACGACUCAAACUUCGACUGGACCUGCCCUAACACCCGCCUCCUGUUUCCUGACCCCGCGUACCCCCGUAACCUGAGAGAACCAAUCCGCAGCGCUGUGGACAAGAGCUGCCCCCGCCCCGCUCCUUACCGGGAGCCCGGUAUGGGUCAUCCUCCACUGAGGGCGCAGGACUUCAUGGCAAACAACCCUGAACAUCUGGAGCUGCUGAGGAGAAUGGGAGUCAGUCUCAUCCACCUGAAAGAUGGCAGGGUGCAGCUGGUCCAGCAUGCAACUCAGGCGGUGAGUGCGGUAGCAGCAGAGGACGGCGUGCGCUUCAUGCAGGAUAUGAUGGAGCUGUCCAGCCAGCAGCAGAAAGAGCAGCUGCCUCCCAGAGCCAUUCAGAUCGUCUCACAUCCAUUCUUUGGCCGGGUUGUGCUGACCGCCGGCCCAGCACAGUUUGGCAUAGACCUGUCCAAAAGUUCCACAGGGUUACGAGGCUUCGCGACUGUGGCUGAACCCUACAGUGGCUGCAGCGAGAUCACCAACGCCGAGUACGUCCGGGGCCACAUCGCUCUGCUUCAGAGGGGCCAGUGUAUGUUUGCCGAGAAGGCCCGACACAUCCAGAAGGCCGGCGCCAUCGGGGGCAUCGUCAUCGACGACAACGAGGGCAGCAGCAGCGACACGGCUCCCCUGUUCCAGAUGGCGGGAGAUGGCCGCAGCACGGAUGACAUCACCAUGCCUCUCCUCUUCCUCUUCCACAAGGAGGGCAACAUCCUGUUGGAGGCGCUGAAGGAGUACCGGGAGGUGGAGGUGCUGCUGAGUGACAAAGCAAGGGACAGAGCCACCAUAUUCAAAGGUAAACCUCUUCCUGGCAGACUGAUUGAGGGCAGUGUGGAAGUGGAGGAAGACUGCUUAACUGAGGCAACAACUCCCACCUCAUUUGAACCCAUUGGCCAAUUGCAAAUGAGCACGUUGAAGGUCGACGAACUGGCUCCUGAGCAGGUCACUCCAUCACAGCAGGAAGUCAGUCCUGUAGAGCAAGACACAAGUCCUGCAGAGGAAGUUACACCACCGGAGGAGGAAGCUAGUCCCGCAGAGGACGUCGGACCACCGGAAGAGGAAGCUACAGAGGCUGAUCUGGCUCGGCCCAAAGAGGAGAGAGACUCUGAGGACAGAGAGGAGCCCCAGGGCGACACGGACUCGAGCAGCCAGUCGGUGGAUGAACUGCUGGCUGAUUGGCGGGAAGACUUGGAGGCGUUCCAGCAGAUGGAGAAGGAUGAGCUCUGACAGUAGUCAGGCGCGUGACUGCGGUUUGAUCCCGCUGUGGGGAGACACCUGGAGGGGACGCAUCAACACAAGUCACCAGUGUCAAUCUGGUGAGCUCAAAGGGAGCUGACGGAGAUGUCUCACAUGGACUGUCUGGUCUCUUGCUCUCUGUUGAUGGCAUCACGUGCCAAGGCGGCCCACAUCCUGUAUCUCUGGACCACGAGGGAGUCCUUUCAGGCCCGGUAGUUUAGGGAUGAGAGACCGGGGUUCUUACCUCACUUUUUUGUUUUUUUUUUCUUCACUUUCGCUGUUUCAUAACAAACCUUAAUGAAUGACACGGACCAGACAGAGGUCCGUGUCCAUGUCAUUCAUUAAGUGAGAUGCUGAGUGUAACGGCAGUCUCACUCUCUACUCCAAAUUACUUCUCACACUGGUGCUCUCUCUACGCAUCUGUGACUCGCAUGAAUGCCGGUCCAACAACUAAUAAUUAAUCCAUCGACCAAUUCAUUUUAUUUUAAAAUGUGAUGAAUAUGUGUGAUGAUACAUUUACUCUCUUCGUGGUCUUUGGCCUUUAUCGUAUGUACAUGAUGCGAGUUAAAUACUUGAUUCGUGUGGGGGAGCAGUGACUGACUGAGCUGCAGGAUGGUUUUGUGGCUUAAUGGUAGAUAGACUCGACCACAAACUUGAUCUCUCUCUCUCUCUGGAGAAUAUAUAUGAAGUCAUCUGUCAAUGUAAAUAUGUAUUUGUCAAGAUAUAGUGACUGAAACAAUAUAGUGCUGCUUUGCUCAGGUUCUGGUCUCACCCCACAAACAACCAACCUCUGGACCACAUCAGGUGGAGCAGACACACCCUCGGCUGCGUGGUGGGACAAAUGACACGCAUAUAAGGCGCCACAGGAGGGCGCUAUGAGAUCUGUCUGAUCUAAGAUCUGAUGAGCCAAAAAUAAACCAAUAAAUUAACGUGAUGAAAUUAAAUAAAAAUGAAGAGGGAAAUUGGGAA
Anarrhichthys ocellatus (wolf-eel) is the source of this 5351-nucleotide messenger RNA. It is a transcript of the gene edem3, whose product is annotated as ER degradation enhancer, mannosidase alpha-like 3. The record is from RefSeq and is a predicted model, not a curated record. The transcript has 21 exons. Bases 1587 to 4373 code for a protein of 928 amino acids. Gene Ontology annotation, molecular function: mannosyl-oligosaccharide 1,2-alpha-mannosidase activity; calcium ion binding. Lineage: Eukaryota; Metazoa; Chordata; Actinopteri; Perciformes; Anarhichadidae. Gene Ontology annotation, biological process: mannose trimming involved in glycoprotein ERAD pathway; endoplasmic reticulum mannose trimming; carbohydrate metabolic process. Gene Ontology annotation, cellular component: membrane; endoplasmic reticulum.